AUCGGGUUACCAGAAAAAAUCGAGGGUGGAUCUCCAAGAGAGUUUCUGAUGAAGUUCAUUCCGGAGCUGCUUGGUGCGGAUCAUUUUCACACACAGCUGGAGGUGGACCGGGCGCAUCGGCUGGGAACCAGGCUGCCUGGUGACAACGCGCGGCCGCGAGCAAUGAUAGCACGAAUUCACUACUUCCAUGUGAAGGAGACGAUUCUACGACUGGCCCGUCAGCAGUUCCCCCUCCGUCACAAGAAUAAGUCGAUCUACAUCUUCCCUGAUUACCCAGCGAAGGUGAUUAGGCAGCGGCAGGCUUUCGACAGUGUGGAGAAGCGGCUGCAGGAUGCUGGAGCGAGGUGCGGCGUCCUGUAUCCAGCACGUUUACGUGUCACCAUCGGCUCUACGGACAAGACGUUCUCCUCUCCGCGGGAUGCAGAGGUCUUUGCAGAAACUUUACAGAGCCACUGAGCACCUGGAAGUUAGAGAAACUGUUGUUGUAUGUGCUUUUUGCUUAGGGUCACUGGGGACCGGAAUUAGUUUUAUAACAGUUUGA
Messenger RNA from Austrofundulus limnaeus, 541 nucleotides. RefSeq lists its product as uncharacterized. NCBI's taxonomy places the organism in Eukaryota, Metazoa, Chordata, Actinopteri, Cyprinodontiformes, Rivulidae. The record is from RefSeq and is a predicted model, not a curated record.